Messenger RNA from Eurypyga helias (sunbittern), 1152 nucleotides. Its product is annotated as SNF-related serine/threonine-protein kinase. Gene Ontology annotation, cellular component: cytoplasm. Gene Ontology annotation, molecular function: protein serine/threonine kinase activity; tau-protein kinase activity; ATP binding. Lineage: Eukaryota; Metazoa; Chordata; Aves; Eurypygiformes; Eurypygidae. The transcript has 4 exons. The record is from RefSeq and is a predicted model, not a curated record. Gene Ontology annotation, biological process: protein phosphorylation; microtubule cytoskeleton organization; intracellular signal transduction. The coding region runs from base 205 to 1152 and encodes 315 amino acids.
GGCUGGAGGUCUCAAACUGAAUUCCCACAGAUUUUGUGGAAGUAGACAGCUGGAUAGAGAAGAGGUUAUACCAUGGCUCCAGCUGAGAGAAGCAGUAAGGUGUGCUUGGCAGUGACGAUGGACUAUCUAUUUGCAUCGGAUACUCUCAUAUGAAAAGAUCACGUUUCCAAAGAGCUUAAAUAUCAUUUCAUCUUCUGAAACAGAAUGGCAGGCUUCAAACGAGGAUAUGAUGGAAAAAUUGCGGGAUUGUAUGACUUGGAUAAAACUUUGGGCAGAGGUCAUUUUGCUGUGGUCAAACUUGCUCGGCAUGUCUUCACAGGUGAAAAAGUAGCAGUAAAAGUAAUUGACAAGACCAAAUUGGACACUCUAGCCACUGGACAUCUUUUCCAAGAAGUUAGAUGCAUGAAACUAGUGCAGCAUCCUAAUAUAGUACGGCUGUAUGAAGUGAUUGACACCCAGACUAAGCUUUAUCUUAUCUUAGAGCUAGGUGAUGGAGGGGAUAUGUUUGAUUACAUCAUGAAACAUGAAGAAGGUCUGAACGAGGACCUGGCAAAAAAAUACUUUGCUCAGAUAGUUCAUGCUAUAUCCUACUGCCAUAAACUGCACGUAGUUCAUCGAGACUUGAAACCAGAGAAUGUUGUCUUCUUUGAAAAACAAGGACUUGUGAAAUUGACUGAUUUUGGCUUCAGCAACAAAUUUCAGCCUGGAAAGAAACUCACCACAAGCUGUGGAUCUCUUGCAUAUUCUGCUCCUGAAAUUUUACUUGGGGAUGAAUAUGAUGCACCAGCAGUGGAUAUAUGGAGUUUGGGAGUCAUCCUCUUCAUGUUGGUUUGUGGACAACCACCGUUUCAAGAGGCAAAUGACAGUGAAACUCUGACUAUGAUAAUGGACUGCAAGUACACAGUGCCACCUCAUGUGUCCAAAGAAUGUAAAGAUCUAAUUACGCGGAUGUUGCAGAGAGACCCGAAGCGAAGGGCGUCUCUGGAAGAGAUUGAAAACCAUGCGUGGCUCCAAGGAGUUGACCCAUCUCCUGCAACGAAGUACAACAUUCCUCUGGUGUCAUACAAAAACCUGUCCGAGGAGGAGCACAACAGUAUAAUACAACGCAUGGUGCUCGGUGAUAUCGCAGACCGAGACACGAUCGUGGAGUAA